Molecule: messenger RNA, 985 nt
Organism: Hibiscus syriacus
Lineage: Eukaryota; Viridiplantae; Streptophyta; Magnoliopsida; Malvales; Malvaceae
Product: RING-H2 finger protein ATL7-like
Exons: 4
Coding region: 128-817 (229 amino acids)
Biological process (GO): protein ubiquitination
Molecular function (GO): transferase activity
Source: RefSeq, a predicted model, not a curated record
AACAAUUUUUUUAUUUCCCAAGAAAAAAACCUUCCAUUUUGAUCCCCAUGAAACAAAUCAAGCAGCUGCUACUUGUCUUUGCUUUGGGUGUUUUCAGUUGAGUCAAAAAGUGGGAAGUCUUCUGAUCAUGUCUCCAUCUCUAUCAUCAUCACCAUCUUCUUCUUCCAGUGUUUCAGCAGAGCUUAAGCUGUAUCAAGCUUUUAUAUUUUCGGUCCCCAUUUUCUUUGCAUUCAUUCUGCUUUUCAUGUUCUAUUUGUUCUAUCUUCGAAGCCAGCGUGCAGAUUGGUCAUCUCUUAGAAUGAGAACAUCCCCAGGCCUUGACUCUGACAUAUCCAUGGCCAUGGCUGAAUUGGGGCUCAAGAAAGAAGUAAGAGAGAUGCUUCCCAUCAUUAUAUACAAGGAGGCCUUCUCUAUCCGAGAUACUCAAUGCUCAGUAUGCCUUGGGGACUAUCAGGAAGAGGAUAAACUUCAGCAGAUACCCGCAUGUGGCCAUACGUUUCACAUGGACUGCAUUGACCAUUGGCUUGCCAACCACGCAACCUGUCCGCUUUGCCGUCUUUCCGUCAUUGCUUCGCCUAAAGCUCCCGAUAAAUUGCCUAUUACUCGAGCUGCAAAUAGUUAUGAAUUAGCUGUUCAACCAGUCUCCCAAAGUUUUGGAGAAACGCAAGGCGUACGACCACUAGCACAAACGAUAGGAGAUGCUAGAAUUUCCGAACACAACGGCAAUGAACGGGAUUGUGUGGAUCAGAGAAGAGAGUUUAGAGAUGCAAGGGAUGAAACCAGUGAGCAUGAGGGUAGCAGACGAAUAUCUGCUUGACAUUUUACAUCAACUGAGGCCAUCAAAUUGAGGCUGGUGACUCCAAAUGUACCAUUUUCGAAGAAAAGGAGCCAUUGAAGAUUCUGGCAUGAGGAGCUUCUAACAUUGGCAUCCCUGGGCUGUAUGCAAUUGCUUAGAGACAGACUCGUGAUUUUAUGUUUAGAGGAG